GAAUGAUGACCAUGAACAGUAAGCAGCCGUUCAGCAUGCACCCCAUCCUCCAGGAGCCCAAGUAUUCCAGCCUGCACUCCAGCUCAGAGGCUAUGCGCAGGGUCUGCCUUCAAGCCCCUCAGCUCCAGGGCAAUAUAUUUGGAGGCUUUGAUGAGAGUCUGCUGGCCCGUGCUGAAGCUUUGGCGGCUGUGGAUAUUGUCUCACACGGCAAGAACCAUCCUUUCAAACCAGACGUGACCUACCAUACCAUGAGCAGUGUCCCAUGUACAUCUACCUCUUCUACAGUGCCCAUCUCCCACCCUUCAUCCUUGACCAGCCACCCUCACCACUCAGUGCACCAAUGCUUGGAAGGGGACCUUCUAGACCACAUAUCUCCCACUUUGACUGUCAGUGGCAUGGGGGCAACUGACCACUCAGUGAUGUCUUCUCAGAUCCAUCAACAUCAUCUGGGUGCCAUGGGACACCUGCACCAGUCAAUGGGCAUGGGUCAUCCCCACUCUAUCUCUUCUCACAAUGGCAUGUCCUGCAUCAACGACAUGGAGUCGGAUCCCAGAGAGCUGGAGGCGUUUGCGGAGAGGUUCAAGCAGAGGAGGAUAAAACUUGGAGUCACCCAAGCAGAUGUUGGCUCAGCCUUGGCCAACCUCAAGAUCCCAGGCGUGGGUUCUCUAAGCCAGAGCACCAUCUGCAGGUUUGAGUCCUUAACUCUGUCCCACAACAACAUGAUAGCCCUCAAACCCGUCCUCCAGGCUUGGCUGGAAGAAGCCGAGGCUGCUUACCGGGAGAAGAACGCCAAGCCGGAGCUGUUCAACGGCAGCGAACGAAAGCGCAAACGCACGUCCAUCGCUGCGCCAGAGAAGCGCUCGCUGGAAGCUUACUUCUCCAUCCAGCCCAGACCUUCCUCAGAGAAAAUAGCAGCCAUUGCCGAGAAACUGGACCUUAAAAAGAACGUGGUUCGGGUCUGGUUUUGUAAUCAGAGGCAAAAACAGAAAAGGAUGAAAUACUCUGCCGUUCAUUAAU
Messenger RNA from Nanorana parkeri, 1017 nucleotides. It is a transcript of the gene POU4F3, whose product is annotated as POU class 4 homeobox 3. The transcript is spliced from 2 exons. Lineage: Eukaryota; Metazoa; Chordata; Amphibia; Anura; Dicroglossidae. The record is from RefSeq and is a predicted model, not a curated record. The coding region runs from base 3 to 1016 and encodes 337 amino acids. Gene Ontology annotation, biological process: regulation of transcription by RNA polymerase II. Gene Ontology annotation, molecular function: RNA polymerase II cis-regulatory region sequence-specific DNA binding; DNA-binding transcription factor activity, RNA polymerase II-specific.